AUGAAGAGAAAUAAACGACCGCCAACCAACAGAAACAGACCCCAAAAUCAAGAAGACGACGUCGAUGAAGAAGAGCAUGAUCAGAAACCCUACCUUCUGCAUUUGCCAGAGCACAUAAUAAUGGAGAUCUUCUGCAAAAUCCCAACAAAAACCCUCAUCCAAUGCAAGCGCGUGUGCAAGUGUUGGCGUUCUUGGCUCUCAGACACUCAAUUCACCAAAGAACUAUUUUCACGAACACCCGCUUGCCUCUUGGUCACUGGCGUCCGCUCGCGCUGGGGCCACUUCUUGGUCGACCUCGACAGGGCCGGGUGGCAAAACGACGUCGCCUUGAAGCUUUUCAGUAUAAGAAGUCUCCGAACUCUUUGUAUGACCAUUGUAGGCUCGUGCAAUGGCUUCCUCUGUCACUACGAAGUCCAUUUUGACUUGAGCUGUCAUCUUCACAUCUCCAAUCCAGUUACUGGUGAGUUUUUAUCUCUCCCAACACCUCCAAAUCCUGAUACACGUGACUGUUAUGGUUUUGGGUUCAGCCCCAUGAGUGAGGUCUACAAGCUAGUUCGGGUUUUGUCUCCAUACGGAAAGCCUGACCAAGUAAUGGUUUUGACUGUUGGCUCUGGCAUUUGGAGAAACAUUGGGAAUCCUGCCUACUCUUUUGAUGGUGUAACUCCUCAUGGGAUUUAUAUCAAUGGGUUUCUUCAUUGGAUUGGUCACAGUAGUAGUGACUGUUCCCGUUUGGUCUGUGCCUUUGAUGUCGAAAGCGAGCAGUUCCAAGAGUUACCACUGCCCCCUUGUAUUUAUGAUCUGGAUGAAACUUAUUUUAAGCUCGGAGUAUUGAAAGGUUGGCUCUCUGUAAUUCUUAACUUGAAUGAUGAUAUCAUUGUUUGGGUGAUGAAGGAUUAUGGAGUGAAGGAGUCUUGGACUAAAGAGCACGAGUUUAAAAAUCCAGUUGGUUUUUUUGGCAUUUCAGUAUUGAAUUUUACAGAGGAAGGGCAAGUCUUGGGGUUACAUCGUAAUCGAUUGCAGGCUUAUGCUCUGGUAACAAAGGGCCUUGUGAGGGUUGAGGUUGAUCAAUUACCUUCAGUGGUUUCGGAGGCAUGGGACCUUGUUCCGAGCUUUGUUUCACUUAAGGAUAUCGCCAGAGGGUUACAGCUUGAAGGUACCAUAUGUCAAUCCUAA
This is a messenger RNA of Prunus armeniaca (apricot), 1173 nucleotides long. The record is from the annotation of a GenBank genome assembly. Lineage: Eukaryota; Viridiplantae; Streptophyta; Magnoliopsida; Rosales; Rosaceae.